CAGUAGAAGCGCAGAUGAUCACUGGCACCAGCAGGUGGCAGUUAUACCGCUAAACUCCAAGGUAGAAGAAGAAUUAAAAAAAACUCACUUCCGGUGUAUUGAACGCUAUAUCCUUUUAUGGUAUGUUUGGUUUUAUAUACAAGACAGGCGCAACCCGAUCUUGAAGCCAUCAUUUUUCACUCCCUUUAAUAAGAAAAUGUCGAAGUCAAUGAAGAAAAUUGUAGAUGAGACUCGGGAGAAGAACCUUCCAGAAGUGGAAAUGUGCGACAGAGGCAUUUCGAACAUGUUGGAUAUACCAGGAUUGUUCACCUUGUCCAACAUUACUCAAUUGGUCCUCAGCCACAACAAGCUCACCGUGGUGCCUGCUAAUAUCUCAGAGCUGAAAAAUCUGGAGGUCCUUAACAUGUUCAACAACCAGAUUGAAGAACUGCCAACUCAAAUUAGCAGUCUUCAGAAGCUGAAGCACCUUAAUCUUGGAAUGAACCGCCUUUGCAACUUGCCCAGAGGCUUUGGUUCUUUGCCAGCGCUGGAAGUUUUGGACCUUACCUACAAUAAUAUGAACCAAAACUCCCUGCCUGGAAAUUUCUUCUACCUUACAACACUUCGUGCUCUGUAUCUGAGUGACAAUGACUUUGAAGUUCUGCCAGCUGACAUCGGGAAGCUGACAAAGCUGCAAAUAUUGAGCCUUCGGGACAAUGAUCUCAUCUCGUUGCCAAAGGAGAUUGGGGAAUUGGUACAACUUAAGGAGCUUCACAUCCAGGGCAAUAGACUGACAGUCCUGCCCCCUGAACUUGGUAAUCUGGAUCUGACUGGACCAAAGCAGGUCUUCAAAGCAGAGAACAAUCCCUGGGUCACUCCCAUUGCAGAUCAGUUCCAACUCGGAGUCUCCCAUGUGUUUGAAUAUGUUCGCUCCGAGACCUACAAGUAUCUCUAUGGCAGGCACAUGCAGGCCAACCCGGAACCUCCAAAGAAGAGCAACGACAAAAGUAAGAAGAUCAGCCGCAAACCACUAUCGGCAAAAAACAAAUGAAGAAAUAGAAAUGUUGAUUUCCAAACCAUUUGUAUGAAAUGAAAUGUAUGUCACAUCUUGCCCGAUGUCACGUGUAGUCACAAACCAAAAUAAUACAAUCUCUUGCUUGUAUGCUUUUAUUUGCGCUGAGCAUGUGUUCUGUACGUUUUUCUGAGAAUUACCGCAUAUCAAUGGAUUUUUUUUUUUUUUUUUUUUUUUUUUUUUUU
Messenger RNA from Dunckerocampus dactyliophorus (ringed pipefish), 1236 nucleotides. It is a transcript of the gene rsu1, whose product is annotated as Ras suppressor protein 1. Bases 197 to 1030 code for a protein of 277 amino acids. NCBI's taxonomy places the organism in Eukaryota, Metazoa, Chordata, Actinopteri, Syngnathiformes, Syngnathidae. The transcript has 9 exons. The record is from RefSeq and is a predicted model, not a curated record. Gene Ontology annotation, molecular function: protein binding.